UCAGUGUUCUAGAUGCUUACACUAUUUUAUUCUAAAAAGCUGGUUAGAGUUUAUGUAAUUUGACUUACAAAAAUCUCAUAUGACCCACAUUUUGGACCGGAUGGAGCAUAAUUUUGCUUGAGUGUAGCCUGACGAGGGACAUGGUACGCAUACAUUCCGAACAAUAUUUCCUAAUAGUGGUCGAUUUUUAUUUUAGUUUUUGAGAGACUUUGUGAACAAACUCGAACGACAUGAAUCAGUAAAAAAAUACUAAUUUUGUGUGACAAAACAUAAAUGUAUGAUUUGUUGUAUAUGUGUUGGCUCCCGAGUUCUUUCAAGAGAAAAACAAGUCCUUUCGCAAUUGAUUUCUUUAAAAAUAGUUUGACCAACUUUAUAGAAAAAUAAUAAUAUCUACUAGCCAAAUAAAUACAAUGUGAGUAUACAUAUUUCAUACCCUCUCUAUCCAUAGAUAGAUAUGACCUAAUGCGUUUUCAAGGCUAACUUUGACCAAAUUUUAGAACAAUAAUAUAUGACAUGCAAGUUACACGAAGCAUAUUGUCAAAUUCGGACGUGAAAGGAGCUUCCAACGAUAUAAUUUCACACUAUACAUCUCAUAUACUAUUAACCUUAUCAAUAGUCAAAGGCAGUCUCGAAAAACACAUCAGACCCUAUAUUUAUGGACGGAGGGAUUAAUAGGUCUAUUAAUAUUUAUUUAGUAUUGUAAGUGUUCGUAUUUUUACUAUAAACAUGUUAGAAAUGCCCCUAAUUUUCCUACUACCAAAUUACCAAAAGAGGGUGGACUGUUCAGAAUGCAUUGAAAAUGCACGAGGCAUGAUCCUUCUAGACAUGAAUGGUAUAUGUGGCCACGUGUGGUAAUGGAAGGAGUCUCUAACUGAUAAAACAAUUAUAUGUACGUCAGGGAUGCAGGCUCCCCGGCUGUCCUAUAAAUACCCGGAGAACUAACAAACUUAGAUGCACCAAGCAAGACUGUCCUCAAGCACAAGUCUUAAAAUAUCUGUCUAUUACCGAUCCGUUCCACAAAUUGCCUUCUAUCCUACUCCAUAUAACAUCCUUCCCAGCUCAUCCAAAGAUGACUCUUGGUACUCUUGUUAUCAUGGUGACUUUGCUGGUGUAUUUUUUCUUGAAGAAUAAAAGAGUGCUAUUGUCCCAGCAGCAACGGGGGCGACGAGGCAGGCUGCCCCCAGGGCCUGCCACGCUGCCCAUCAUCGGUAACAUGCACCAGCUGAUUCUGAACAAGCCAGCGGUAUUCCGGUGGAUCCAUGGCCUGCUCAAGGAGAUGAACACAGACAUCAUGUGCCUCCGUCUUGGGGCUACUCAUGUCAUUGUUGUCGCAUGCCCACAGAUAGCCUGUGAGGUACUGCGAAAAAAAGAUGAAGUUUUCGCCUCCCGUCCCACCACCUUCGCCUCAGGCUUAUUCAGCUUCGGGUACAAGGGCUCCAUCUUCUCACCACACGGAGAGCAGUGGAAGAAGAUGAGGCGUGUCCUCACUGUUGAGAUCCUCGCCUCGUCCAUGGAGCGAAAGCUCUACCACCUCAGGAAAGAGGAGUACGACCACCUUGUGAGGUACAUUAAUAAAACUUAUUGCAGCGACAUGGCAUGUCCAGGCAACAUUGUCAACGUCCGUCAUGUAACCCAACACUUCGUUGGUAACAUGAUAAGAAGGCUUGUGUUCGGUAAAAGAUACUUCAGUGACCUACCAGCUUCAUCCACUAGUGGGCCUGGACAUGAUGAGGUGGCACAUGUUGCCGCUCUCUUCACGGCCCUCAACCAUCUCUACAGCUUUUGCGUGUCCGACUACUUCCCAGCCCUUAUAGGCCUUGACAUGGAUGGCCAAGAAAAGGUUUCGAAGGAUGCCAUGCAAACACUCAACCGGUUGCAUGAUCCCAUUAUAGAGGAGCGGAUCCACGAAAGGUCAUCCACUCUUGAGAAAUGUGGUGAAAAGAAAGAGGCGAGAGACUUUUUGGACGUCCUAGUUCAUCUAAAAGAUGCAGAGGGACAACCAUUGCUGUCCCUACAAGAAAUUAGAGCACAAACAGCGGAAAUGAUGUUUGCAGCAGUCGAUAACCCAUCUAAUGCGGUUGAGUGGGCACUUGCUGAGAUGAUGAACGUGCCAGAGAUCAUGCAAAAAGCAACUGAGGAACUCGACACCGUUGUCGGUAAAGACAGACUAGUCGAAGAGUCUGACAUUCCUCGGCUAAACUAUCUCAAAUCGUGCAUCCGGGAGGCCUUCCGCAUACACCCAUACCAUGCUCUUAAUGUACCCCAUGUCGCCAUGGCGGACACAACUGUUGCUGGCUACACAAUCCCCAAGGAUAGCCACAUACUUUUAAGCCGGCUUGGACUUGGCCGCAAUCCCAAGAUCUGGACUGAACCACUGGAGUUUCAACCUGAGAGGCAUUUGAACACUGCGAAUGUACUUCUCACUGAUCCAGGCCUACGUUUCAUUUCAUUUAGCAGUGGGAGGAGGGGUUGUCCUGGGAUGUCACUUGGUACCUCUAUGACAAUGAUGUUGUUUGCAAGGAUGUUGCAGGGAUUCACUUGGACAAAGCUUCCCGGCGUUAAGAGUAUCAGUCUCCAAGAACGCAAUGCGGGCCUUGCACUAGCUAAACCCCUUGUUCUGCAAGCUACACCACGUUUGGCUGCACAUCUCUAUAUAUAUGAUCCAGCUAAAAAGAUUUAAUACGCGUUUUCUCAUUUAUGUAUCAAUAAAAUGUAUCUGGAACUAGUGUGUGUUACAUGUUUCUGGCGCUGCGUUCGGUUCUCUUGUAAUGUUAUGACACUGCAUGUGUGUACAAACGAAGCAAUCGAUGUGUGUACUUAUCAUUAUGUAAAACAAAACCUCUGUAUUUUCCAUUAUGGUGUACCAUGCAAAUAAUCCUUGGAACUGCACAAAAGUUUUAUGUUUAUGGUGUAUACAUGCCUGCCUGUACAAUUGUGUGCCCAGCUUUGACCCCGUCUUACCAUUAUGUCACUCAUGCAUUGAUAUGUUCUGUAUUGCUAAC
Aegilops tauschii subsp. strangulata is the source of this 3002-nucleotide messenger RNA. Its product is annotated as tyrosine N-monooxygenase-like. Lineage: Eukaryota; Viridiplantae; Streptophyta; Magnoliopsida; Poales; Poaceae. The record is from RefSeq and is a predicted model, not a curated record. Gene Ontology annotation, molecular function: oxidoreductase activity, acting on paired donors, with incorporation or reduction of molecular oxygen; monooxygenase activity; heme binding.